CUAUAUACAUAAGAAUUGCGUUUACUAACCUGCUUCUCACAAUUAGCUUACUCAGUGACUGCUUCAAAUAAAAUCAUAGGUGUGGUUCUUGUGUGUUUAUUUAAAAGGGAAUGAAACAGUGCUGGUAAAUUGGCAUAAACCGUAUCUACAUCUACUGAUUAUUCAUAACAAUGAAAAUGGCGGAUAAUUCAUUAAUGACAUUUCAAAAUAAUUGUGAAUCUAUUAAUAGAAACGGUGUCGAGGUUAAAGCAAACCAUAUCAAAGAUAACAAUACAAACGAAGAUAGUACGACUCUACAAAUAAUUGUAAAUAAGCCAGACGACCAACCACGAGAUGAGAUAUUGCAAAAUAGUUCGGACAUUUUGACACAGGGGGAUGUUGUUGACGAAUUCUUGGCGGGAGAAAAUAAUCUUGAAUUCAACAAUGACCUACUCUCUAAUAUGGACAACGUCAACGAAGGAAUUUCUUUUAAAUCGGAAAACACCAUCUCAGAAUGCAACACUGGAAACCUGGAGAAAAACGAGCUUCCUGAAAGUAUGACUAAGGACGUCCGCAGGAUAUCCACGACUAAUUUUAUUGCCAAAAAUUUAAAAAGGAGGAGCAUAAAGUGCUUGAAUAAGAUGCAGAUAAUGGAGGAUGUGAGAGAAGGCUGCAAUGUCCAACCUUCUUCCCCGGGUCAUGCAGAACAGCGCGCUGAUGAUGAUUCCAAGAAGACAGAAACCCAUUCCGAAAACGGAUUUGAGGAACAGAAUUCGAAUACCAACCAUGAAGAGAACAAUGAGGACCAAAAGGAAGACACCAAGACCUCCGAAAAUGAGGUAGACGCAGCAGAAAGCAAUAAAACUGAAUUCUCGGAAGCCAACAACGAGGAAAACUACAGCAAUGACAGUGCCCCAUCUGUCGAAGGCAACAAACGUAAAUGCGACACUGAAGACUUUCCCAUUAAAAGACUAAGAACGGAAAUCCACCAGAAUUUCGUGUCUCGUGAUAAAAUCCUGAACGAAUUCAUCGAAAUGGCUGAAUGCAACAAUUUAGAGCAAAUACAUACUUUCAGUGAACAGUUAUUAGCGGAAAUAAAGACACUGAACGAACUAGCGAAGGAAAAAGAGAGAGAGUGGAACAACAUCCUCCACCUGAAGAAGAUCAAAGAGGAACUGUUGCUUCGAAUGCAAAGAAAAAGACAAAUCAUGCUGAUAAAUGAAAAGUCUGAUUAUUCAGACCUACUUUCUGAAUCUCAAAGUGACAAUGCGGACGAACGUAGCAAGAGCGGAUCGCCCCACAGUAUCUUGAAAUCCAAUUUAACGAAUCCCCAGAAAUCCGCGUUGCGCAUCCCCAGCGUCAGCUUGAACGGGGACAAGUCGAAGCAUAGGACCAUCUUGCCGAAGUUACCCCAAAAUACCCUGGAAUUAAACGGAUCCUUGGACCUGAGGCAAGCGAAACAGCGACCUAUCCUGGACGUCCAAUCCAUUAUAGCCGAUUACCGGCAAAGACACCCCGAGGCAGUGCCUCGAAGGGGACGGAGGAUUAGAAACUCUCAAACUGACGGCUCGAAUAAGUCUCCUAGUAACGUUCUCAAUUUCGCCUCCAUGACGCUCGGUUCGGGGUCUCAGGUGAGGCAGAAUCUCCAGGGAGUUGACAUGAAUAGCGAGUUCGGGAUGCUUUUAAGCUCCAUGAAUGGGAAUAGAUCAGAUUAUUCCAAGGCAUCAAACUCUGACUCAUCAACAAUGCAGGAUACCACAUCAUUUAGAGACAUGUUGCUGCAAUUUGCAAAACUGUCGCAGAGUGAAAGGACUGAACUGAUGCAAAAUUUCAAACCACCACCUCCUUACCCAGAAGUAACCGUUCAUCCUGUUCCCACGACAACGGCAGCUCCCACAAAUUCGCUUCUUCAUGGAAUUUUAACGAAGAGCCCUUCUAAACAGAAUACCAAGACCUCAUUUAGCCCUACAUUAGCUCGUCUGUUGACAGCUCCAGAAAGGGCAGUCAGUAGCAAUCCGACAACAUCAACACCGACCAUGUCAAGUAGUACCACGAUUCAUCCAUCUAAUAUGUCAAUUUCAGAGAUACUCUCUACAAGUAAGGCAAGAAAUGAAAUUACUAUCACCCCAGUAGGAACACAAUAUGAAACAACCCCAUCUAAAGCAAGAUCAACGGAGGAAGAGGAAGCAGAGGAUAGCGCAGAUCGCCUGGUGAUUGAUGAAAGUAAUGAAGCUGCAGAGGCCAGAAGAGCGGCAGAUAAUAAUUCAGACGGUGGUGAUGAAGUACCUCCUUGUCAAGGAUGCAACCAGAAACCUGCUCAGUUUGUCUGUGCGGGAUGUGGAAACCAGUGGUACUGCAGUCGAGACUGUCAGGUCGCCGCCUGGGAUGAACAUUCUGAAGUGUGCUCGGGUUAACAAUUCUUCUAACAAAAAUUGUUUUCAUAGAAACAAUUUUCAAGUAAAUAGUGAUCAAAAAUAUAAAGUACCUACAUAACAAUAAAUGUCUAUUCUAAAUGAGAUACACCAAACAGAAUCAGGUACCUGCAUUAAAAGUUUGGUUGAUGCAUCAAGUACAUUAAAAUUAACAUUCCUCCUCCGAAACAAAGCUCCCAUGCUUCUCAAAUUACAGUAGUCAAUAAUUUUGCAAUUUUCCAUUGCUGUAUUUAUUGCAUCAAUAUUGCUUUUAAAUAAUCAAUAUUAAGCUACUGAUUUUUAGUACCAAAGAAAGCCAAAGCUAGAUUAGAUUAUAACAAUUUUUUCUAAUUUUAAACGUAAAAAGAGUUGAACAAAAAAUUGGCAUAUAUUAAAAUUUGAAUGUUUAGUGAUAAUGUACCUAAAUAUUUUUUAUUUUUGUUAGUUAUAAAUGAGAAUGUGUUAGUAAAAGGGCCAAUGUAAAUAUAUUAUGCCUAUAUAUUAUAACUAUAUUUAUGAGGCAUAUUUUUUAUAUAUUAAUCUAGCUAGAUGUUUGAGUUUAUGGAUUAUUAUACCUGAAGCUAUAGAUUUGAAAGUUUUUGAGUGAAUGAUAUGAUUACAAGCAAAAAAUAUCAGUCAGUUUCAGAAUAUAAUAUAAUAAAACUUGCCUUCUAUUAGUUACAUACAUAUUUUAUAUUUCACUGUGUUUGUAUGUGUGUAGUCUCUAAUUUAUUUAGCAAUAAGGUUUCCCUAUUUAUAAAAAUGUAAUUAUGCUAGUCAUUUUUUAUUACCAUUACCACAUAUUACAUAAUUUGUAACACUUUUUUUAAAUGUUGUGUAAGUGCCAUUGACCAUUUUGAGGGUUAUGUGUAAAUAUAUUUUUUUUGUAAGCUGCAAUGGAUUAUUUAAAAAAUAUGUAAGAUACAAUUCUGUGAUACCCAGUUAAGGAUCAACGAUACUUAAAUAAAACCAGUAUCUUUCAUAAUGAGGAAUUUUUUGUUUGUAUUUUUCUUAAAUACCUCCCUGUCUACUCAACCCAGUUGAAUGUAGAAUACAAAAAUUAAUUGGUACGGGUGAAGGCAA
Molecule: messenger RNA, 3473 nt
Organism: Anoplophora glabripennis (Asian longhorned beetle)
Lineage: Eukaryota; Metazoa; Arthropoda; Insecta; Coleoptera; Cerambycidae
Exons: 7
Coding region: 171-2393 (740 amino acids)
Molecular function (GO): sequence-specific DNA binding
Source: RefSeq, a predicted model, not a curated record